Adineta ricciae is the source of this 519-nucleotide messenger RNA. The record is from the annotation of a GenBank genome assembly. NCBI's taxonomy places the organism in Eukaryota, Metazoa, Rotifera, Eurotatoria, Adinetida, Adinetidae.
AUGGCAACAUCGACAAAGACAGUAUUACCCGCAAGUACAAUUGAAUGGGCGAUGUGGGCGAACGAACAUGUAUUAAUAACCGGUUAUAUGCUUGGCAUAUUCAGUAUUUUGACAAUGAUCUUUCGUUUUUCAUUAUGGCAGAUAUCUAUCUAUGGAUUCAUUCUUUCGAUAGUCAUUAUUGUGAUUGAAUAUCCACGUAGUGGACGAAUUGUCAAGAAAUCAAAAGCGCGACCUUUUCAACAGUAUCCAUCGAUCUUAUUAACAAAAUUAGGAGCAUUUGCUCGAAAUUAUUUUAUUCGAUUUGCUGCAUAUAUUCUACUUAGUCUACCAUGUCUUUUUCUUAUAUCGACCAUUACGCCAGCUAUAUCAUUGAUUAUUGGUGCGGCGGCGUACGGUUUAGCAGCACUUUAUCAGGAACAAUGGAUACCUGUUGAACCAAAAUCAACAGAUGAUGCCGUACCAAUGCCAACACGACCACCGCCACGUGAACCACUGUAUCGCGCUCCACCGACUGUUUGA